AUGCCGAGCGCCAUCCACACGGGCGUGCGACGGGGCGUGAGCAGUGCAUCGGAUAAGAUCCGACGCUUCGGCGCGGUGGCGUGCUUCAUUGCGAUCGAGAAGGCGAUGAUCGCCACAGGCUUGUCGAGCUACCUGCCAAUCACGCUGCUGGGCAUGUUUAGCCUGUUCGGCUUCCUGCUCCUUUUGGAGGUCACUGGGCAACCGGAGGCCGCCAUGGGCCUUUUUCGCUUUCUGGAGCCUGGCUAUCGCUUCUUGCUGAAGUGGGCGCCGGUCUUCUUCACCCCGGCCUUAGUGAAGUUGCCUCUGGUCGAGGAGCCGAUUUCCCCCUUCGAGUUCCUGAGGGUGGCGUUGCUGAUCUUUGUCGGGGGCAUGAUCCAGAUGGCGGCCGUGGCCCGGCUGGCUCAGUGGUUCAUCUCGCAAGAGCCGAAGAAGGUCAUCGAAGAAGUGGAGGCCUCACCCGCGGCGGCCUCCACGGAUUCCUCGCCACAAGGUGGCAAGGAACCGUACCCACGACCGGGACGGCCCUUCAAGAGGCGCUGGCUGCCGGUCUAUGGGCUCGUGAUGUUGGUGGCAUUGGGGUGCCUGCACUUCGGCCAUGGCUCUAGGAGCUGUGAGAUCGCCUACAUGCUUUGCUCCUCCUUGCUGGCCUUCGUUCUGGGGAAUUCCGCCCCGCCCAAUGUCAAGUCGAUCUUUCACCCGAUCUUCGCGAGUGUCUUCGGCUCGUGGCUGGCCUUGUAUUUGUGGGCCCUGAGCGACGCGACCCGCAGCUUCCACGACGUGCUGGUGACCUACAGCUCCCCCGGAGGAGCAGGGCCUUUGAUGUCAAUGCUGCUGAACCCCUUGGUGGUCGCCUUGGCUUUGCUCCUCUUCGAGCGCCGAAAGCUCCUGAAGAGGGACCGGAAGCUCAUCCUCGGCACCAGCUUGGUGGCGGCCUGCUCCGGUGUCGUGAGCACUGCCGUCAUGGCGCGGCUCUUGCAGCUGCCGGGUGCCUUGGGGCGCCCGAGCAUCGGGCGCUACUGCACGGCGCCGCUGGCGCUGGCCGUGGCCGGGAACCUGGACGCCUCGCCGCCGCUCACGGUGGCCAUGGUGGUGGCUUCAGGCUUCGUGGGGAUCUUCGCAGCGAAGCCGCUGCUGGCACGGCUGAGGGUGAAGCAGAGCCGGGAACGGGGCCUGGCCAUUGGGGCAGUCUCUCACGUGCUUGGGACGGUCUCCUUGGCCUCCUGGGACGAAGCAGCAGUGCCCUACAGCGCUUUAUGCUUCGUCCUGGCCAGCGGGAGCACCGCUGCUUUGACCGCGCUGCCGCCGGUGCAAGCGCUGCUCCUGUGGAUUUUGCCCGCGUGA
Messenger RNA from Durusdinium trenchii, 1341 nucleotides. NCBI's taxonomy places the organism in Eukaryota, Dinophyceae, Suessiales, Symbiodiniaceae. The record is from the annotation of a GenBank genome assembly.